UUCACGAUCCAUUGGAAGUGUCUGUUGAUGAAAAGAAGUGGCAUAAUGUAAAUGGUCACGCUGUUGUGGAUGCUCAACAUCCAGUCAGGACAUAAAUUCCUAUGCGUGUGCAGAGCAAAUGUGGCUGUGCGUAAGGAGCUUCACACUCCUGCAUCUGAUCGAUCUUGUACUCAUUUGGAAUUUGAGAUUUCAGGAACUGGAGUUGCAUAUGAAACAGGGGACCAUGUUGGUGUUUACUGUGAGAAUUUGUCUGAAACUGUGGAAGAUGCAUUAAGGUUAAUAGGGCGCGGCGUAGUAGCGUAG
Messenger RNA from Vigna umbellata (rice bean), 303 nucleotides. Lineage: Eukaryota; Viridiplantae; Streptophyta; Magnoliopsida; Fabales; Fabaceae. The record is from RefSeq and is a predicted model, not a curated record.